AUGGCUCUCGCGGCCCUUCCACAGCCUCUUGUCCGUGUGCUUUUUGUCGGCGCAGGCAACAUCACUUUCGGCAACGACAACGUGCUAUGGAACCAUUCUCUCCGCAUCGAGAAAUUGCUACGCACGCGCCUCGAAGUCAUCGCAGUCAUUGACCCCUCCGUCGAGCGCGUGAGCCAAGUGCUUCUCCAGAAACGAGCCGCUGCCGCAGCGCCCUGCUAUGCCACCACCAAGCACUUUCUCACCGUGCAGGAGGCGAAGGAGCAUUUGACCCACGGCAUGCUCGCCCACCCGGAUCUCAUCGUCCUCGCGACUCCGCCUCACUAUCGCGGAACGAUGCACCUCGGGCGGGACCUCGAAGCACAAAUCAUCGAGACUUUUGGCUCGGCGCCUCGCCUCUUCUGCGAGAAGCCGCUCUCGACCGCUCGGCCGGCUGAAGUCUGGCCCGUCGCGACAUUCCUCCGGGACGCGGGCAACAUCGUCUCAGUGGGCUACAUGCUUCGGUACCUGAAAGUGGUGCAGCACGCAAUGGCAGUCCUACGGGAAAACAACGUCGCCGUCAUGGCCGUGACCGCGCGCUAUACCAUGGCAUAUUCAAAGGUGAGGAAGCUGGACUGGUGGAACAAAGCCAAACAGUGUGGCCCCAUUGUCGAGCAGGCAACCCACUUCUGCGAUCUCUGCCGAUACCUCGGUGGGGAGGUGGAUCUCGACUCGGUGAGAGCGUGUGCGCUGGAGCACGAUGAGCCCGCGGGGACGCUGUCGAGCAUGGCAGUGGAUGACUCGCAGAUCCCGAGGGACGACCGCAUCCCGCGCGCGACGGCGGCAUUCUGGAAAUAUCGAACCGGCGCUGUGGGCUCCCUCGUCCACACAGUCACGCUUCACGGGAUCAACUACUCGAACGAGAUCGUCAUUGGUGGAGACGGAUUCCAGAUCCGUCUUGUUGAUCUCUACGGCAGCAGUCCGACGCUCUAUGUGCGAACGCCGGCGUCCGAGCACGAAGACUCCUUCUCCUAUGCAAACGACGACCCUUUCUACACGGAAUUCGCGGCUCUUCUGGAGCCCCACGGCGUGUUCCCUUCACAACGAAAUGCGUCCAAUCCAGAGGGAACCCACGACCGAGAAAGCUUGUCCUCGUGCCCGCCUGCGGGGAUCCUGUCCUCUUAUGAAGACGCGUGCAAGACACAUGAGUUCACGUGGCGCAUCCGGGACGAGAGCGAAAAGUCCAGCGCACAAUGA
Cladophialophora carrionii CBS 160.54 is the source of this 1233-nucleotide messenger RNA. RefSeq lists its product as uncharacterized. The transcript is spliced from 4 exons. The record is from RefSeq and is a predicted model, not a curated record. The coding region runs from base 1 to 1233 and encodes 410 amino acids. Gene Ontology annotation, molecular function: nucleotide binding. Lineage: Eukaryota; Fungi; Ascomycota; Eurotiomycetes; Chaetothyriales; Herpotrichiellaceae.